Molecule: messenger RNA, 2312 nt
Organism: Diabrotica balteata
Lineage: Eukaryota; Metazoa; Arthropoda; Insecta; Coleoptera; Chrysomelidae
Source: the annotation of a GenBank genome assembly
GAGAUUUUUACGGUUUUUAAUAUAGUUGCAUUUAGUUAAAUAAUAAUUUUGUACUUGAACUUGUCCAAUAAUUUAUUAGACAAUACGGAAUAUAUUAUCAUUGUUUAAAAGUAUUCUAUUAAUGUGAGUAAGUUUAAACCUACAGUAUACAGAAGAUUAAUUGUCUAAGUUCUGAAUCAACAAAUUUUUAAAAGUAAAUACUAAAACAGUACUUAUUUAAAAUGACGGACAAAAAAUAUGCAUUUACAAAACUUAACAUGACAGCUACACCAGUCGAAGAUGAUCAAGAAAAGAAGCAGAAGACCAGUGUCAAGUUUGACAACAUUGCGGUUAAUUUGAAAUUUAAGAACAAACAAAACACUUCGACAUGGAGCAACUUUUGGAAAAAGUUGAAGAUCUUAUCGCCAUUCCUCUGGCCAAAGAAGGACUUUGUGUUACAAUUCAAAGUACUAAUUUGUUUUAUGUUAUUGGGUGGCGGAAGAGUGGUAAAUUUGUUCGUUCCCAUCUAUCAAAAGUUAAUCGUUGAUAGUAUGCAGGGUUCCGUAGAAAAAAUGGUUUUUAGAUGGGACUGGGUUGUUCUGUAUGUUGGCUUAAAGUUUCUACAAGGAGGAGGAACGGGAGGAAUGGGACUGUUAAAUAAUUUGAGAUCGUUCUUGUGGCUCAAAGUACAGCAAUAUACAACAAGGGAAGUUGAAGUGGAACUAUUCAGACACUUACAUAGUCUUUCAUUGAAGUGGCAUCUUGGUCGAAAAACAGGUGAAGUUUUGAGAGUCAUGGAUCGAGGAACAGACAGUAUUAAUAACUUAUUAAACUUUCUCAUAUUUUCCAUUUUGCCAACUAUAAUAGAUAUAAUUAUAGCUGUCAUUUACUUUGUGUCGGCUUUCAACGUAUGGUUCGGUCUAAUCGUUUUUGUUACGAUGAUAUUAUACAUUGUACUUACAAUUAUAAUUACUGAAUGGAGAACAAAGUUUCGACGUAGCAUGAUCACAGCAGAAAAUGAAACUCGAACGAGGAGUGUUGACUCGUUACUUAAUUUCGAAACUGUUAAAUACUAUGGUGCAGAAAAAUAUGAGGUAAAAGCUUUUAGAGAAGCCGUUCUCAAAUUUCAAGAAGAAGAGUUUAAGUCAAACAUUACUCAAAAUAUUUUAAAUACUGUACAGAACCUUAUAAUAUGCGGUGGACUGUUGGCAGGAAGUUUACUGUGUGUGUACAUGAUAGUGGAACCUCACACUCUUCAACCGGGAGAUUACGUAUUAUUUGCAACCUAUAUAGUUCAACUUUACAUACCUCUUAACAUGUUUGGUAGUUACUACAGUAUGAUUCAAAGGAAUUUUGUGAAUAUGGAAAAUAUGUUCGACCUUCUUAGAGAAGAACAGGAAGUUGUUGAUUCUCCAGACGCUAAUGAAAUAGUUGUCUCAAGAGGCGGUGUUGAAUUUAAAGAUGUUACCUUCAGAUAUCUCCCUGAAAAGGAGGUUUUAAAAAAUAUUUCGUUUUCUGUCCCAUCUGGGAAAACGGUUGCAUUGGUGGGUCCAUCAGGAAGUGGCAAGAGUACAAUUAUAAGACUUCUAUUUAGAUUCUAUGAUGUAGAGUCAGGAGUGAUAGUAAUAGACGGACAGCAUAUUAAUACUGUUACUCAAGAGUCAUUAAGAAGGUCUAUCGGUGUGGUACCACAGGAUACAGUACUAUUUAAUAAUACUAUAAAAUACAAUAUACAAUACGGUCGACUAACAGCGUCUGAUGCUGAUGUAAUCGAAGCCGCCAGAGGCGCUGACAUACACGAUAAAAUUCUCACGUUCCCAGAAUCAUAUGAAACAAAUGUUGGAGAGAGAGGACUUAGACUUAGUGGCGGAGAAAAACAGAGAGUAGCCAUAGCGAGAACAUUAUUAAAAGCGCCAAAUAUAAUCCUAUUAGACGAAGCUACAAGUGCUUUAGAUACACAAACGGAAAGAAAUAUACAGGAGUCUCUAAAUAGAAUGUGUGCAAAUAAAACUACAAUCAUAGUAGCACACAGGCUAUCUACUAUUAUCCACGCAGAUGAGAUAUUAGUUUUACAAGAAGGAAGCAUAGUGGAGCGAGGAAAGCACGAACAUUUAAUAGCACAAGGAGGAAUAUAUGCAAGUAUGUGGGAACAACAGCUACAAAAUAAAGACAAAGAACCUACAGAAAAUAAAUCAGAAAAUGCUGAGCCUAAGAAACGGAAUAAAAGAAGAUAAAUUAUUACUCUGAAUAAAAAUGUGUUAGUAAUAGAUGGCGGCUGUGGUAUUAAUUAUAGAUGUUAUUUUUAUACACUAAAUAAAUAUUUAAAAUACUCA